Molecule: messenger RNA, 2514 nt
Organism: Aaosphaeria arxii CBS 175.79
Lineage: Eukaryota; Fungi; Ascomycota; Dothideomycetes; Pleosporales
Exons: 3
Coding region: 74-2137 (687 amino acids)
Biological process (GO): maturation of LSU-rRNA from tricistronic rRNA transcript (SSU-rRNA, 5.8S rRNA, LSU-rRNA); ribosome biogenesis
Cellular component (GO): PeBoW complex; nucleolus
Molecular function (GO): RNA binding
Source: RefSeq, a predicted model, not a curated record
CAAGUCUGUUGCACGCGCGCAAUACGCAAGAACUCUUUGCGAUUAUUACACCCAAGCCAGCAGCCAAACAGAAAUGGGUCGCAUUAAGAAGAAAGGCACAUCCGGUGCUGCCAAAAACUACAUUACUCGUACGCGCGCAGUGAAGAAACUUCAGAUAUCCCUCCCCGAUUUCCGACGUCUUUGUAUCUUUAAAGGAAUCUAUCCUCGAGAACCACGAAACAAAAAGAAGGUUUCCAAGGGAUCCACUGCCGCGACCACUUUUUACUACACGAAAGAUAUCCAGUACCUCCUCCAUGAACCCCUGUUGAACAAGUUCCGUGAGCACAAGGCGGUUGCGAAGAAGAUUGGGCGUGCGUUGGGCCGUGGCGAAGUUGGAGAUGCAAAGCGUCUCGAGAAAACCCAUAUUCCAAAGGUCAAGCUAGACCAUAUCAUCAAGGAGCGUUACCCAACCUUCAUUGACGCCCUCCGCGACCUCGACGAUGCAUUGUCCAUGUUGUUCCUGUUCGCGAACCUACCCUCCUCCGAGUACGUCCCCGCAAAGACCAUUGCAUUGUGCCAGCGACUAUGCCUCGAAUUCGAACACUACGUAAUUGCUUCGCAUGCGCUCCGAAAAUCCUUCCUUUCCAUCAAGGGUAUCUAUUACCAGGCGACGAUUCAGGGACAGGACAUUCUUUGGCUUGUGCCUUAUCGUUUCGUACAGCGGACGGGAGGGGAUAUCGAUUUCAGAAUCAUGGGCACAUUUGUCGAAUUUUACACAACUCUUUUGGGUUUCGUAAACUUCCGCCUAUACGCUUCGGUCGGGCUGGUAUAUCCGCCAAAAUUUGAUGCCAAGAGCGACGAACAAGGUGGCGAGCUUGGUGCUUUCCAAAUCGAAGGCAGGCGGAUCACCCAAGGUGAUGAGUCGAGUGCCGAGGAUAUCGAGCCUCAAGCCAUCACCUCUGCGGAGGCUCAGGCCGAGGUCGAGAAGAUUGUAGCUUUGGCUGCAUCUACCGAGCAAGAGCAACAGGAGACCCUGGCCGAUGCCGUCAGAACAGAAGAUAGCAACAAUGACUCGAUCGAUACCUUCGAACCCACGGCCGCCGACGCGGACGUUCUGCCACAACCCGAGGCGAGCAGCGCCGAAGCAGCAGCUCUCUUUGCACCCUUCACCUUCUACCUCUCUCGCGAAACACCGAGAGCCCCACUUGAGUUCAUCCUGAAGGCUUUCGGAUCAAAACGUGUUGGCUGGGAUGGCAGCCUGGGCGAUGGAGCUUUCACCACAGAUGAGUCAAACCCAGCCAUAACGCACCAAAUCGUCGAUCGUCCGGUUGUAGCGAAUGGUUCUUUGCCAGAACCUUAUGUUCCAGAGACUGAUAACGGUGGCGCAACUGUUACCAAAGCGCAAUGGCCUAGAUCAACUAUGCCUGGACGCACAUAUGUGCAACCUCAAUGGGUCUGGGACUGCGUCAACCAAGGGAAGCUCUUGCGCCCUGACCUCUACGCUCCUGGAGCGGAACUGCCUCCCCACCUGAGUCCUUGGGUCAAGGCCAAGAAGGGCGAGUAUGACCCUACCAUUCCUUUGGAACAACAGGAAUUGGAAGGAGAGGCAGAAGCUUUCGAGGACGAAGAGGACGAGGCGGACGAUGACGAGGAAAUGAACGAGGCAGAGCAGCUUAUCACCAAUGGCAAGAAGAAUGGGCUCGAGGCCAUUAUCGAUCGCGAGGAUUCUGUAGAAGUAGGCGAAGGUAUGGAUGUCGGUGGAUCAGAGUCUGACUCGGACGAGGCGGAUGAGGACGAAGUUACAAGUGCUAGAGACUUUGAAGGCUUUGAGUCGGAUGCUGAGUCUGAUGUUUCGGAUGGCGAACUCGCUCGCCGACAGCAUCAACGAGAGCUUGAGGCUGAGGCUGCCGGCGAAUCAGUCGAGCCAGUAGUCAAAUCGCAGAAGGUGAAGAACGCCGAGAUUAGGAAGAAGGCGGAUAAGAAGAGGAAGGAUGAAGCCGAGGAGAAGGAGCGCCAGAAGAUGAUGUUGUCUCGCCGCAAGCGAAAGUUGAUGAAGAGGAUUGAAUAUGGCGAGGAUAAGAGGGACAAGGAAGCCGAGGGACUCAGGAAGAAGCGGAGGAAGCUUGAGAAGGCUAAAACCGCUGCCGACGCUGCUUGAGAGGAAGGGAAAAAGCUACAAGGUCACGGCGUUCAGGUUUGGCGUUUUUGGAGCAUAUCCUCACGUUCUUACGAUCACAGGCAAUUGUACAAGAUACUUUCUUCAGUUCCUGUCCCGUCUCUUUCCAACUCUAUUUCUGACUCUAUUUCUGACUUUGUCUUUCUCUAUUCUUGUGAAACUGACCAUUAAUUGGCUCAUCACCUACCAAAUCGUACAUUAGGUAUCACCUUUUAUGUUCGUCAUAGACCAUUCAGCCAGUGGUUUCGCGUUCGCGCACGGGCCACACUUACCCGCUGAAUUUCCCGUUGAAUCAGAAUUCUUUGAUGCAAGAAGUUGAAGAGAAUCCUCUCAUAUUACAGUGCUUACGAAGGGUUAAU